Molecule: messenger RNA, 4282 nt
Organism: Mugil cephalus (flathead mullet)
Lineage: Eukaryota; Metazoa; Chordata; Actinopteri; Mugiliformes; Mugilidae
Gene: ccdc33
Product: coiled-coil domain containing 33
Exons: 14
Coding region: 3251-4165 (304 amino acids)
Cellular component (GO): peroxisome
Source: RefSeq, a predicted model, not a curated record
AGGCAGUGGGGGCAGUGUGUGAAAGGAGGGAAAAAUGUUGAGAUCUGGAUAGCCAAUCUGGAAGGCCACCUGCAGCUUACAGGGAUUACAUCUACUUUUGGAGUUGGAGUUAUUGGACCUGUGGCCAGUGGCUGAAGGGGUCAGGUGUGCGCAUUAAAACUCCAGCUAUAACUGUGUGGGUAGAUGGGAGUAAUGAGUCUUACUUAUCAGAGCUAUCGGAGUUCCACUUUGAUAACAGGGAAAUUCUCAGGCCUUUCCCUUCAGUCAUGGGUCGGUUACGUAAAAGGUUACCCAAACUGCAUCCAGGUCAAUCACCAUCGCAACAUGGAACUACACUGGUGUGUUUUCAAAACUGUCAGGCGGAUCCUCACAUAACAGAUACACUGUAACCGUGCAUCUUCAGUUUGAUAAGAAUCAAGGAAGUUCAACUUCGUACUUUGUCUCCUGCAGAUAACUUAAGAUAAUGGUGUCCAAGUACAUGUGAAAACAGGUUCUACACCAGAUACCAAUGUAUUCAGUCUGUCACACUGGUAUCAAGUGAUUUUAACGUGCUGAUUUAAAGCAUGUCCAGAUAGUAUAGCAAGUCAUCUGGUAAAUAACUGAUAGAGAUCAGGCAGGUAUAAUGGGAAAGGAGAGACUCUGUGAGCACAUGAUAUGUGAGUGGAGUGGAUUUGACAAUAGGUGCCCUCACUCUGCCCAGAUUUUUGUGUAUACCAAUGUUGUGUUUUUUUCAGUUUUUUUGUCACAUUAUAUCCAAAAAUAAAGACGGGUUAUGGACUUGCAAUGAAAAUCUAUCUUAGACCAUUAAACUGCUGCUGUCAACUGUCUACAUCGCCACAUCCUCCCCUUCCAAAGAUGUAUUGCAGUAGAGAUGUUUUGCAUUAUUAAUGGAGAAGCAACUUUAUUUUCCGAUUACUUACUUUUUCCCCCAUAAUUUCAGAUUUAGCUGAACAGCAACAGGAAACACUCUUGUCUGUAAGAACAAGUUCUGGCUCGAGCUUCUCAGAUGUAAGUGUUUUCUGCUUUUCACUGUCUGGUUUUGGGCUGUUGGUCAGACGUAUCAACAGAUUAAUCUGCAAUCAAUCAAUAAAGUUGGUAAUGGAGGAGAAUUAAGAAGAAAACCGGCGUUUCUAUGUUUUAUAUUUCACAUGACAACAUGACCUAAUUUAUCUCAUUAGUUGGAUCUUUGUACUCAGUGAUGGCCCUGCCCCUGAAUCAAGACAAAUCUCUGUCACAUAUUAAAACCUCUCGGCAGCCAAGGUACAAAACAGACGUCCGUCACGCCACAUUUCAACGGAUUCGUUAGACCUACGAUCACCAUCACUAUUUUUUGGGUCAUUUUCCUCCCCUGUUAACUAAUAACUAAUGAAGCUUCUCAGUUUCCCAAAGAAGCUCUCAAAGAAGUAAUACGGCUUAGGCAGUGGGUCUUCACGAAGAGCGACCACCAUGAGCACACCACAGGCAUGUGAGUGCUACAAAGACAGACUGAGGUCAAAGGCCACGGCAACACCCCAGCUUCAAUUAUUUUCAUUCAGCAGCAAGUUCAACAAAGCAGCGUGCCCUUUCUACGUUUAUGCACCACAGUAUACACAAGCGUUUGCAUCUGUCCUGUGCAAUACAUCCACAGAGAUCUACCCCUGCAUUCAGCUUCGGCUGGCUUAGACUUAAGUCUGUUCUGCAACGCUGCCUCCUUGUCAGCGUGCGCUCAUUAUGCCAAGAUUACAGUCACACAACUUUAAAAUUUCCCUCCUAACACUCUUGAGAAAACAUGGGUUCUCAAGGAUGAUGAGCGACCAAACCAAAUGUGCUCCCGAAAGAAGAAAAAGCAGCCCAGAAAAAUAAAGGGGUCACUGAACAAAGAAUGCUUUGAACAGUUACAUCACAGGGAGGCAGUUUGAUUGAGCCAGACAGUUCGCUUGUAUCAGGUGUAGGAAGUCGACUCAAAAGCUUUUUUUGGGGGGAGGGGGGUAGGAACUAUGAGCAUCAGCCUUGUAUAAAUACAAUAACUGAGCUGGUUUACUAAUUCAUUUAUUAUAAACAUCAGCAAUAGAGUCAAACUAGUCUAACCUCAGACCCAAAACACGUAAAACAAUCCUUCAACAGACAAUAAAUAUACACUCACCUAAACUAUAAAUGCACUGUUAGAGUUUUCUACUUUGCAGACUUGCCAGUUCAUUAGGUACACCAGCGAAAACAAAUGCAUUCAGAUAUGAUAUAGCUCUGCGUUAAUUCUUAGCUCCGUGACUGUUAUAAUGUUCAGUUUAUGUUUAAAGGUGGUAAAAGUAGCGUAUGAUCAUUUUGGAGGAUGUCGUUUAUGGUGCUGUAAAACUACUGUAUAUUGAAUAAAACAGAAAAGCGUUUCUGUCAUUUAGCCAAGCCUAGUGACUAAGAAGGAGGGGUUGUCACAAUAACAGAAACUAGUACUACAAACUACAGACCCCCAAAUGAAAACAUGAUUAAACCAAGGACUCUCUCAGUUAUUUGCAACCUAUAUUGAAUAUUAUCACCUUUUAGUGCAGGACUGUUAUAUUAUGACGAAUCUGUUUUCACUGCAAUGAACUGGCAACUGAGUGUAUAUACGCGUUAAGAAUACGCAAAUAUUCACUUUAUUUCCCACAGUUGGAGACACCGCGGAGGAGCCAGCAGACAGGUGACUGUCGCCCGGCUCCUCACAGCUGAGCUUGCUCGUAUUGUUUUCUGUGAGGGACGGCCGCAGGUUGGAUUUCAAACGGGACACCACGGACAAAUGUCAUGCCUUUGAAGUGGAGCUUGAUCUUCUGAACAAAGAACACUUUGAGCCCGAGAGCCACGACAGCAUUAAAAAGAGAAGCAGCCCAAACUGAUGCCCGAAGAGCCAGCCAUGUAGACCAACAGCACACUACAAGUUUUUCCGCUCGGCUUGUCGCGUGAAGGUGGUGGCACGGGGAGCUCCGGGAGGACGGCGGCUUUACGGGAAGGAAGGACGAGGAAGGUGGCUUCAAAAAAGACAAAAUCACCCAGGAACCCUGCAGCUGUAAAGCCUCAGAAGGAUGCCCACAGUCUCCCGUCCCAUGAUGCCCUGGCACAGAUCCUACCAGAUUACCGGCCGCUCAUCAACAGAGGGAAGACUGAGCUUCAGAGCACAGCUCAGCAGGAACAGGAGACACCAGCUGAGAGGACAGAAGCUACACAGAGCAACAUAAACCACACAUUUCAAGUACAUCACCCACACAAGCGACCGCCUCUGUACGACUUUGAGGAUGAUCCCCACAUGGCAAAGAUCAACGACCUCCAGACUAAGGAGGUGGACAACUAUCGUUCAGCCAUGAGCAGGAUGGCAGAAGACAUCAUAACACUGAGGACCCAGGUGGUGACGCUGGAAACAGAAAACAGCCAGCUCCGCAGUGACCUGUCUCUGCACCAGGACCUGGGCCGAGACCUGCUGAAGGACACGGACAUCGACGUCAUGACCAAGGCUGAGAUUGCCGACCGGAUAGCCACUCUGAAAUUCAAGCUGGCCAGCGAGACCAGUAAGACCGUCUCGCAAAGAGACAGGAUCCAGCAGCUGCAGAAUGAGCUGAUCAAGAAGAAUGACAGUGAGAAGGAGCUACUAGAGCUUCGGAAGCUCCACCAGAAGCAACGUGAGGAUCCGCACCAUCACCAGAGCUGCUUGGCAAAGUUGGCAACUUUGGAAGACACAGUGAAACAGCAGGAAAAGGUUAUUAGGAACAUGGAGAAGGCACUGGAUAGCAAACUCAGAGAGGGGAAAAAAGAAGGUGGUGAGAAAAAGUUGUUGACGAAAAUGCAAAGAGGUGGGACUGAGUGCAAAAAGGAAAAGAUGGAGUCAGCGUUGUCAGCAGAGAACGUCCGUCUCAGAGAAGAGCUGGACAGGAUUCGCCAGCAGCCGCUCGUUACACAGCAGCCAGCGCAGUCACUACCACUCAAGGACAAACUGAGUUUACUAAAUAAACUGGAGAAGGCUGAGGCAAGAGUCCAAACCCUGGAAGCUCAGCUGGAGGAGAAUGCAAAAGUCUGGGGGAGACAAAAACAAGAAAUGUUGACCAAGCUGAGCGAGCACAGGCACGGCUUUGUCCGAACAUCCACCACGAUCCUUCAUAACGUUCCUCUGAGGGACGUGUCAGAUUCAUUACAUCGCCAAAGAAGAAAACAGAAACCAGUAAAGUGACGACUGAAGCGUUGACUCAAAUCAGACCACACACACACACACUUUCUUCUUUUUUAUGACUGUGUUAUUUUAAUAUAAGAAUAUGGAAUACAAUGACAUAUUAAAACGUACACUUUG